This is a messenger RNA of Cynara cardunculus var. scolymus (artichoke), 1936 nucleotides long. Its product is annotated as F-box/kelch-repeat protein At3g61590-like. Gene Ontology annotation, molecular function: protein binding. The record is from RefSeq and is a predicted model, not a curated record. NCBI's taxonomy places the organism in Eukaryota, Viridiplantae, Streptophyta, Magnoliopsida, Asterales, Asteraceae. The transcript has 3 exons. The coding region runs from base 1 to 1764 and encodes 587 amino acids.
AUGGUUCAGAGGCUUAUUUUUCCAGGAUUACCCUUCCCCCCAUCUCCUCUCCUUCCAGCCGUCGCCUUCACCGAGUUCACGUCGCCUUCACGUCGCAUUCCACAGCUUCGCCGGUUGUCUUCUCCACCGUCUCCGGUCACCUCCACCGUCUCCAUCGCCGGUCGCCUCCACCGUCUCCGUCUCCUCCGUCGCCGGUUGUCGCCUCCACCAUCUCUGCAUCUCCCUAUUGUUCCAAAAUUACCCUCUCUUCCAGCCGCUCUUCUUCACAUCGCAUCCCACGUAUCGCCUUCCCUCCAUCGUCGUUCGCCUGUCUCCGGUCGCCUCCCCUACAGCGAUAAUCCCACAGUCGCCUACUUCCCCUUCAUCUGCUUCCACGGUCGCCGUUCCCCUUCAUCUCCUCCGACGGUCGUCGUUCCCUCCAUCUCCUUUGACGGUCGUCGUUCGCUUAAGACACAGAGAAACCCACCUCGUAUUAAGCAAGUUUGGAGACCGAUUCAUCGCUCUCCGUUCGAUUUCACCGUUUCCAAAAUGGAUUCUUUCAGUUUGUCUGUGCCGGGAGCUUCAUGGUCUGAUGAUGAAUCUGAUACCAACCGAAAGGGAAGCGGGGUUUUCCUUCUGAAUUUGGAACUCAUUGAGAACGAUAACAAUCAAGAAGAGAAUUCCGUCUCAAUCGACAUCCUCCCUGAUGACAUUCACGAGAGAAUUCUAUCACGUCUCCCUUUAUCAGCGAUAUUCAAAGCGGCCUGCGUCUGUAAGAAAUGGAACCAAAUCGUCCACUCCAAGAAAUUCACCUUAACAGACGCAAAUUUCCUUUCGGAAAAAACCUGGUACUUCAUGUUCACUAGCUCAGCCGAACCCGUAGGUUAUCUUUACGAUUCCGGUCUACGAAAAUGGUACAACUUCGAGCUCCCAUUCCUGGUCCACCACACCUGGAAAAUCGCUCCCUCGUGUGGCCUCGUAAGCUUCAUGGACGACGAAACCUGUAAAAAGAUCCACAUUUGCAAUCCAAUCACUCGUGAAUACGAAACUCUAAAGAACCCACCGAGCCCAGGUUUCCCCGUGUAUAGCGCGUUAGCGUUCUCUGUUGACCAGUCAAACUCAAAAUACACAAUCUCCAUUGUUAGAGCCAUGCAAGCUUCAGAGGAUUUCUUAUCAUGGCUUGUUUCUAUUCACAUUUACAAUUCAAAGGAAAAGACAUGGUUACCCCCAGUCAUGGGAGGCAUGGAAGGAUGGAGACCAGGUGAUGUAAGCUUAAUAUGUGACAACAUCUUGUACAUCUUGGUGUUCUGCACAAGGCCAAAUGAAGUCCAAAACUUCCAUGGAUUGAUAACUUACAAUCUUGAAACCUUCAACCCCAUUGGAGUGUUGAAGGAGGAAUCUGUAAUUUCAGCACCCUGUGCUCUAACGUGUGGGAGGCUAAUGAAGGUUCAAAGACAGGUGGUUUUGGUGGGGGGGAUAGGGAGGGCAGAUAGACCAGGGGUAAUAAAGGGAAUUGGCAUAUGGGUGCUUAAUGGGAAAGAAUGGAAGGAAGUUACAAGAAUGCCACAGAAGUUUGUGCAGGGUUUUGGGGAGUUGGAUGAUGUAUUUGCAAGCAGUGGAGGUGGGGAUUUGAUAUACAUACAGAGUUAUGGUGGAACAGCUGUGCUUAUAUAUGAUAUGGAUACAAGACAGUGGUUUUGGUGUCAGAAAUGUCAGAUGCAUAAGAAGUUUCCUCUUGAGAUCUUUUCUGGAUUUUGUUUUGAACCCAGGUUACAGUUUAUGUAGGGGAAAGAUUGGUGUUUUCUUCUUAUUAUUACACAUGGUUUUCUGUUCCUUCUAUGGGAAACAUGUUGGUUUUCAUCUUAUUAAAAACACACAUUUUUGGAGAAAUUUUCAAACUGGAAUUUGUCUGCUGGGUCCUACUCCUACCAAGUAGAUGAUGGAUGGAUAGUGAGUG